This is a messenger RNA of Lodderomyces pseudojiufengensis, 741 nucleotides long. RefSeq lists its product as uncharacterized. NCBI's taxonomy places the organism in Eukaryota, Fungi, Ascomycota, Pichiomycetes, Serinales, Debaryomycetaceae. The record is from RefSeq and is a predicted model, not a curated record. The transcript has a single exon. Bases 1 to 741 code for a protein of 246 amino acids.
AUGGAACGUGAUGUAUCUACUAUUAUUGAACAUCUAGAGUCUCAAAAUCUCAAUGGUAUAUCCACUGGUUUGUAUUUGCUAGAAAAUUUACUUAAAAAUUUAUUACCAUCGAUUGAGAAAUCAUAUCGAAAGACAACUACACAAUCAACACCACAUGCUCAACAAGUAUUAGAAUUUUUGGACCUACAAAAUAAUUUUAGUUUUAAUUUGACUUCGGUUUUAAUACGCAUUUAUCGAUAUGACUUAUCGCCAAAGGAUAUAUUAACAAGUAACAAAUUACUACAAGGUUUGUUAUUACUACAUCCACAAUCAAAAACAGUAUUUAAUAAAAGUGAGAAUAUGGAGCUUAUACUUGAACUACUAAACUAUAGUUUUUCGGGUUAUGACCAAAGUCUAAAUAUAAUUAUAUCAGCUAUCACAACAUUAAUGCACAUUUUGCUUAAAAAUUAUAAUAAUUACAGAGUUUUUGAAGCAAAUAAUGGUUGUAAAACAAUUAUUAAAAAUUUAAGAUUAAAUUCAAUAAAUGAUAUAAAUAAUUUAAAUGAUUUAGAAAAUAAUUCCUUAUCUUUAGUUCAACAGAAUUUGAAUUAUAAAAUCAUUGAGUUUUUGAUGUUUUAUACUAUGGAUGAACAAGAUAAUCCUAAUCCUAUAACUACAGAAGAGAAAGUUGCAUUUUUCAAAGAUGAAUUUCCAGAAAUCAAUGCUUUAGUCGAGAGUUUAAAUAAAUUGAUUGAUCUAUAA